UAACGGACUUUGAUGUUUUCUUUUCAAGCUUUUCGAAAAAAGUAUGAAGAAAUGUGAUUAGAAUAUUCUUAAAUUUUUGUUAAGUUAAGGAAUUUUGUGCAAUGGGGUGGAAAUGUGUCGCUUUUGGUUGCAAGUCGGGUUACGACAGUAAUCGUGAAAUAGAUAAAAAGGAAAACAUAAGCAUGUUCCGAGUUCCAAACAAACAAAAAAUAAUUAAACAAUGGCAAAUAGCAAUCUUGAGGGAUGACAUCAAAUUAAAGGCGGGUCAUCAUGUUUGUAGCAAACAUUUUAAAGAUGACGAUAUCAUUCGCGAAAAGGUAUUUAAAGACCGUGAUGGAAAUAUUGUUGCAAGGACUCCGUAUCUAAAACCUCUACUGCGUGAUGAUGCUGUACCAUCUUUGAAUCUUGGCCGUCCUAAAAAACCGUCUCCAAAACCUCGAACAUUAUCUCUAAAAAGAAAAGAACAGGAUGAAAAGAAAGAAAUAGAGAAUCCUAAGAAGAAAUUAAAAGUCGAGAAUAUUACGGAAACUCUUAGCGAUGAUCCAUCAAAUAAUGAAACUCGCCCAGAUCGACGCAGAAUUUUCAGCAAAGGACUUAUUCGAUAAAAUUUUAAAAAAUAAGACGCCCAUUAAUUUACC
Leptopilina heterotoma is the source of this 638-nucleotide messenger RNA. Its product is annotated as THAP domain-containing protein 1 B-like. The transcript is spliced from 2 exons. Lineage: Eukaryota; Metazoa; Arthropoda; Insecta; Hymenoptera; Figitidae. The coding region runs from base 102 to 605 and encodes 167 amino acids. Gene Ontology annotation, molecular function: sequence-specific DNA binding. The record is from RefSeq and is a predicted model, not a curated record.